GUCAAUCACCCUGCUCUUUAGUUUAUGUGCGCCUUUGCUGAAUGAAGUCAAGUGUUUGUGUAAAUGAUUGUGAAACAAAGACUUUUAGACGAAAUAAAUGAGGCUCUGUAAAGAUUUACUUUUACACAUUACUCAUGAGUACGGAAGAGACUCUCUUGAAUCUCGAUUUCGACAAACCGAAUACAACACUUGCGCCGUCCAUCCCCGAUGACGGCGUGGUAUCUUUGUCCAGUAGUUCAGAGGAGAUUUGUUUAGUGCCAGAGGUCGGUUUCGAAGGCAACGUGGAUUCCCCGGGGGUCAAUCGGGAGUCGCAGCCGCUGCUGGGCGGCCGCGGUGACUUCGAGGUCUCAUUCAACCAUUUUCCAGAUGACCCACAGUUCAGUGAACUGGUGUGGCAGGCGGAGGUGGCCAUUGAUAAUGGCAUCUUCCCAGAGAGGAUAUACCAAGGUUCCAGUGGGUCAUACUUCGUCAAAAAUCCUGGAGGGAAAAUAAUCGGCGUGUUCAAACCUAAAGACGAGGAGCCGUACGGGCGUCUAAAUCCAAAAUGGACGAAAUGGAUGCACAAGCUGUGCUGCCCCUGUUGCUUCGGGCGCUCCUGCCUCAUCCCCAACCAGGGAUACCUGUCCGAGGCAGGCGCAAGCCUGGUAGACUCCAAGAUCGGCCUCAAGAUCGUGCCAAAGACCAGGGUAGUGAAGCUAGUGUCAGAAACGUUCAACUACCUGCGAAUAGACCGCGAGCGUUCGCGGUUGAAGCGAGCAAUCACCGAGCAGUUCCCAAACUUGAGGUUCAACAGGAUGGGACUGCCACCUAAGGUGGGAUCGUUCCAGCUGUUUGUGGAGGGGUAUAAAGACGCGGACUACUGGCUGAGGAGGUUCGAGCAGGACCCGCCCCCUCCACACGUCAUGAGAAAGUUCCAGCUACAGUUUGAAAGGCUCGUGGUAUUAGACUACAUCACUCGCAACACGGACCGCGGCAACGACAACUGGCUGAUCAAAUACGACGCGCCCAGCGCGCGCGGGGACGCCGUCGCCAUGUUGGAGCCUUCGGAGUGGCAAGGAGCGGAGGUGCGGAUCGCGGCCAUAGACAACGGAUUGGCCUUCCCCUUCAAGCAUCCCGACUCGUGGCGAGCCUACCCCUACCACUGGGCCUGGCUGCCGCAGGCCAAGCGCCCCUUCAGCCACGACACCAAGGAGCUGGUUCUUCCGUUACUAUCAGACAUGAACUUCGUGCAGGAGCUAUGUGAUGAGCUACAUGUAUUAUUCAAACAAGACCGCGGCUUCGACAAGGGCCUGUUCGAGCGGCAGAUGUCGGUGAUGCGAGGACAAGUGCUCAACCUCACGCAGGCGCUCAAAGACGGCAAGAGCCCUGUGCAACUUGUACAGAUGCCCGCCGUCAUCGUCGAGAGGUCCAAAAGCGGCACGACGUCGUCGCGAUUCUUCGACUCGUUCCAGCAGCGCUUCCAGCACAAGUCGCCCUUCUUCUCCUGGUGGUGAACCACAAGACUCCUCCGCCAGAUAACAGACACAGUAUAGUUCAGCGGCGACUAUGGUAAAUAGUAAACAAUUGUAUGUAUAUGUAUGUAUGAUGUAGAUUAGUGCAUUUUAAAAUUAUUAUAAUGUAAAAACUGCUGGAAAUGUAGUGCGUAAGAGGAAAAGUAAUGUGAUAUUUUUCUUCAGUCAAUCAAUACCAAUUCUUUUUAUUUUAAAUCAAAUACAGUUUACAAAAAAAAAGGGUUAAGUAUAUGUUAACAUGUUCUAGUUCCUACUAAGGUUACUGUUAAAAUAUGAAAUAUAAUCAGUCUACGCUAGUCACUA
Molecule: messenger RNA, 1814 nt
Organism: Ostrinia furnacalis (Asian corn borer)
Lineage: Eukaryota; Metazoa; Arthropoda; Insecta; Lepidoptera; Crambidae
Gene: Pi4KIIalpha
Product: phosphatidylinositol 4-kinase II alpha
Exons: 11
Coding region: 135-1493 (452 amino acids)
Biological process (GO): phosphatidylinositol phosphate biosynthetic process; Golgi organization; endosome organization
Cellular component (GO): plasma membrane; lysosomal membrane; trans-Golgi network
Molecular function (GO): 1-phosphatidylinositol 4-kinase activity
Source: RefSeq, a predicted model, not a curated record